Sodiomyces alkalinus F11 is the source of this 1625-nucleotide messenger RNA. RefSeq lists its product as hypothetical. The transcript is spliced from 5 exons. Gene Ontology annotation, molecular function: DNA-directed DNA polymerase activity. NCBI's taxonomy places the organism in Eukaryota, Fungi, Ascomycota, Sordariomycetes, Glomerellales, Plectosphaerellaceae. Gene Ontology annotation, biological process: nucleotide-excision repair, DNA gap filling; DNA strand elongation involved in DNA replication; DNA synthesis involved in UV-damage excision repair. The record is from RefSeq and is a predicted model, not a curated record. Bases 46 to 1515 code for a protein of 489 amino acids. Gene Ontology annotation, cellular component: nucleus; delta DNA polymerase complex.
CCACUCAAAGCUUUACAUGUUUCCGUGCCGCUGAAGAGGACUUACAUGUUGAUUUUCCGGGUCGCAACGAUGGAGGACUACAAGAAAUAUCUGGCCGAGCGCCUCUUCACGGAGGACAAGAUGGUCACUUAUCGCACCCUCAGUCGAGCGCUAAAGGUGCAUGUCAAUGUUGCCAAGGCAAUGCUCUAUGACUUCCACAGGUGGCAGAAUGCGAUGACCCACGGCAAGGUUCACGCGACAUAUCUCGUCUAUGGCACGAAGAAGCCGGAGAUGCAAGACGAUGGGGAUGUCGAAAUGUCCGGUUCGUCUCGCGAAGGCAAUACGGAUGAAGAGGUAUUCACACAGACUCUGAGCCUGGCUUCUCAAGACCGAUUGUCAGAGGUCCUGUCUACCUACCAACAUGUCACAUCGUUUCAGGUCUACAGUUUAUCGGCUCAUCCCCUAAAGCAAGUUCAACUUCUGUCGGAUGUCACACGAGAGGUAUUGGACUAUUCGCAUGAGGAUUCGGCGGAACGGAGUAAACAGUAUGGUUCCAUGUUCAACGCCCACAUGAGGAAGCGAGACCGUCACGGGAAGCGACCCCAAGCGGCGCCUGUUUCUUCUGCGAACCCCGUCGAGAAGAAAGCCGCCAUCACGCCGGCGAGUAGCAGCAGUGGGCCCAAGAAACCGACCGAGAAAACGACCGAGAAAACGACCGAGAAACCGACCGAGGCCGCCGCAAAGGUCAAGGAAGAACCGAAAGACACCGCCGUCAAAGAAGAGAAACCGCCAGCAAAGACCAGGAAAGCUGCCCCGCCUACCUUGAAGCGAGGCGCUUCCUCGUCGUCAGGCGGUAUCAUGUCCGCUUUCUCCAAGGCGGUAGCCAAAGCCUCUUCCAAAUCGGCCUCGGCAUCCUCGACGCCGAAACCCGAGGAGCAGACGACCCCCGUCUUGUCGGACGACGGCGAGGACGAUUCCGAGGCCGUCCCGGCGCCGAAGAAGGUCGCGGACGACACGGCUGCGAGGGCUAAGAAGCAGCGGGAAGACGAGCUGCGGCUCAUGAUGGAGGAGAGCGACGGUGAGGAGUCUGAGCAGAAGGAGGAAGACGAAGAGAUGGGAGAGGACGCGCCGAUUGAAGAGGCGCCGGAACCCGAAGUCGAAGCCGAAGCCGAAGCCGAAGCGGAGGCUGAGCCCGAGGCCAAGACCAAGUCGAAGAAGCGGGAAGCGGAGCCGACGGAGAUCAUUUCGGCCUCUGGAGAUGGUCGGCGGCGCGGCAGGCGUCGGGUCAUGAAGAAGAAGCAGACCGUGGAUAGUCAGGGGUAUCUGGUCACGAUCCAGGAACCCGGCUGGGAGUCAUUCUCGGAAGACGAAACGCCGUCGACGCCAGCGUCAGCGCCAGCGCCAGCGCCAGCCCCGACAUCAUCCAAGGCCAAGAUCUCUUCGACGUCGAGUCCGGCGGGGAGUCAAAGCUCCAAGGGGAAGAAGGCUGGGGCAAGGUCACAGGGGAGCAUCAUGUCUUUUUUCUCCAAGAAAUGAGAAGACGGAGGACGGAGGACGGAGCACGAGAGACAGAGAUGGCUUGCACUCGUGGUCCUCCCAGUAAUUACGAAGUAGUGCUGAGGAUUUGAUUCCAUCUUACCGAGUCC